Molecule: messenger RNA, 1656 nt
Organism: Haliotis rubra (blacklip abalone)
Lineage: Eukaryota; Metazoa; Mollusca; Gastropoda; Lepetellida; Haliotidae
Product: zinc finger protein 43-like
Exons: 1
Coding region: 1-1131 (376 amino acids)
Biological process (GO): regulation of DNA-templated transcription
Molecular function (GO): RNA polymerase II cis-regulatory region sequence-specific DNA binding; DNA-binding transcription factor activity, RNA polymerase II-specific
Source: RefSeq, a predicted model, not a curated record
AUGUUUAUGUCUGUGUUUUUUGUAGUCGCAGUCAAUCUGGAAAAUCGUGAAAACAGUUUCGACUACCUCGCCUUGAGCCCCGGGGGUAGGAGUGCGGAGAGCGAGACCAGCCCGGGGGGUGCCUCUCGCCAAAGUCCCCCUGACAUAGGAGUUAACAAGGAGUCAAGUCAGAGACAAAUUGCCUCUGAAAGAGAAGCAAAUCGAAUCAUCAGAAAUUCGGAAAACGAGACAGCGAAAGAAGGGGAAAUGGCGGAACGAUUAAACAGUAGUUUGGUUUCAAAUGAGACGCAAAAUACACCCAAGAGCGCGUUCAAGCCGAUCGUCAGACCAUGGUUAAUUGAACCCGUGCGUGACAAGAUACCCUACGGGAAUCAACAUGUACUCCAUGCUAAUAGCUGCCCAGAUGAUGUGAGGAGAGGGGGAAUCAGCUCGGACAAUUAUCUACCCCUCCUGGGUAAAGACGUGUACCCCCCAAACUGCCUCUCCCAUCUCGACGCUAUUCGCUUGCUCCGUCAAAGAAGUUCGUUCUAUCAAACAUCAGCGCUCCAUUCCAAACCCGGCUCAUAUACGAACAUAAACGCUUGGCUGUCCUGUCUGAGAAAUAACCGACCAUAUCCGUUAGUUAAUCUCCCCCAAGGAGGGAUAGGACCCAAAACGGACCAAAUAUACCCCACUGCCCAUUCCCAACCCCCUCGAUACAACUGUGAAGCUUGCAAUAAAAGUUAUUCCACAUUCGGGGGUCUAUCCAAGCAUAAACAAUUCCAUUGUACGUCUCAGAUUAAAAAGGACUUUAAGUGUAAAUUUUGUGAAAAAUCCUAUUCAUCGUUGGGUGCACUGAAGAUGCAUAUCCGGACUCACACCCUGCCCUGCAAGUGUAAACUGUGCGGCAAGGCCUUCUCCCGACCCUGGCUGCUCCAGGGGCACAUCAGGACCCACACCGGGGAGAAACCGUUCUCCUGUCCCCACUGUGGUCGGGCGUUCGCGGACCGAUCCAACCUUAGGGCACAUCUCCAGACCCACACGGACAUCAAGAAGUAUGCCUGUAAACUGUGCACAAAAACCUUCUCUCGAAUGUCACUGCUGCUAAAACACGAGGAGGGGAGCUGUACAGGGAUGAUCAGGAGAACGUGAGGGGGGCAUUGUAGAUAUGCUCUGGGGCAUAGUAUGGGUGCCCGGGGGUGGGGCAGUGGACUGACAACUAUGAAUUUGGAUUAUGUAUGAACUGCAAUUGCCUCAUAUCUCCGGAACAAUUAUGUACAUCCUUGUUGUAUAUCAUAAACAUAUAACCACUCUUGUUGAACCCGGAAUGGGUUUGUGUUGUGGACACAGGCUAUUGGUAUAAUGGACAUGAACGAAAUUGACAAAUAAGAUGCUGAUGCUUUAGAAAUAACUCCAGGACCAACUGAUAUGAAUUUUCAUUUUAUGUUAGGUUUCAUGUAUAUUCAUUCAGCAUCUCCGUGUCAGUUAAAUUUUGUCAAUAUCAGUAGAUGCUAACUGAUGCUAGAGUACGUAAAAUAUAAUUUGUAAUUUUCAACGUAUCACAUGACGUAUAUAAGAAUAUGUAUAUAGAUAUGUAAAUAUAAUUACCUUUGUUUCAGUGAACGGGACUCUAUAUAGACUUGUAGCUAUUUACAAAGAAUAAAUAAUUUAUUUUCA